AUGACUUUCAUAGUGUAUUACAGCGCAACUCCUCACAUGAACAACAGUAGACGAAAGCCACUGAUACACCAUAAACCAUUGUCAAAAUCCGAAGCGCACCACGGGACGAAAUCCCUAGAUGUCUGGAAAGAAGAACAAGGACGGCGCAGAAAGGUGGUCAGGCAAGUCUGCGAGAGAUUAGGUCUGACCAGAAGGAAGGUCCUCAGCCAACUGAUGCAGUCACCAAAGCAGAGUUUCUUGCAUUUUCUUGUGGAUGAUGCCAGAGGCGCUAUCUACUGCUACAUUCCAAAGGUAGCUUGUACCAACUGGAAAAAGGUGUGGAUGGUUCUAACGGGCCUCACUGGCGAGCGGAAUUUGACGGCGAUUCCGCUAAUGGUUCCUCAUCAAAAUACGAGUAAAAUGGAGCUGACGAAGAACACAAAGUCCGUCACCGUCAUUUCACAGGUUAAAGACUUGAAAUGGAAGCUCAGAUCCUACAAGAAGCUGGUCAUCGUCCGCCAUCCUUUCCAUAGACUCUUAUCAGCCUACAGAGACAAACUUCAUUUUGCGGAAGGAAGACCCUAUUUCCAAAAGAAGGUGCACUCUUACAUAGUGAGACGACGAACUGGUGCCAACCUAACCGACAUACAGUGGCCAGAGUUCGUCGAUUUCCUUACCCUCGGCCGGGGCCAACUGGCUGAUGAUCACUGGAGUUCCUACAUGUCUUUGUGUCACCCAUGUGCCAUCGACUAUGACGUCAUUGCUAAGCUGGAAACUCUUCAGGAAGAUUCCGAUAAAUUCUUACGACUGAUUGAAGCCCCUGAAUAUCUUCAUUUUCCAAACACUUCCAGGACUUCCAGAAGAACAGACAGUGUCCUCUGGAGCGACUACCAGAGGCAAUUAAGCUCCCAUCAAUUGUCUGCUUUGUAUAAGGCCUAUGGGAGAGACUUUGAAUUGUUUGGCUACAAUUAGAGAAGAAGUGUACACAGUCUUCUGGAAAUAUUAUCAUUGUAUUUGUUCUCAUAUUAAUUUUCCAUGUAAAAUUACGAGUAGACACAAAGACAAACUGUAUAUUACGGACAAAACAAAUCAAUAAAUACAUA
Macrobrachium nipponense is the source of this 1082-nucleotide messenger RNA. Its product is annotated as carbohydrate sulfotransferase 11-like. The record is from RefSeq and is a predicted model, not a curated record. Lineage: Eukaryota; Metazoa; Arthropoda; Malacostraca; Decapoda; Palaemonidae. Gene Ontology annotation, biological process: carbohydrate biosynthetic process. Gene Ontology annotation, molecular function: sulfotransferase activity. The coding region runs from base 1 to 951 and encodes 316 amino acids. The transcript has 3 exons. Gene Ontology annotation, cellular component: membrane.